Messenger RNA from Clunio marinus, 978 nucleotides. The record is from the annotation of a GenBank genome assembly. NCBI's taxonomy places the organism in Eukaryota, Metazoa, Arthropoda, Insecta, Diptera, Chironomidae.
UUUGAAGUUGAAAAAAGUGGAAAAAUGAAAUCUUUCAUUAUCAUAACUUUGGCAUUUCUCUCAACUGCUUCAGCUCGUAUUUAUAGCGGGCCAUGUCGAUUGGACGAAAUGUCAGCUCGAGUGAAGACAAACUUCCAAGUUUCACCUUUCAUGGGUGUUUGGUACCAAAUCGGACGAUAUGAUACACAAACCAAUUAUGUUUGCGUCACGUCUCGCUAUUCAUUGAACAAUGAUGGCUCGAUUCAUAUGAGUAGUACCGGAUUCACUUCAGGAGGUACACCUAGACAAUCCACUGGACAAGCACAAUUAACUAACCCAAACGAAAAUCCAUUAACUGGAAAACUUGAUGUUACUGGAUUUGGAUCAGGAACAACAUCAGCAAUCUUUUGGGUCAUGGAUACAGAUUAUUCUGAUUACGCAGUUGUGUGGAGUUGUCGUAACAUUUCUCGUGGAAGAUCUGAAGAACUUGCAUGGGUAUUGGCAAGAACACCACAAACAUCGGAGGCUGUUCGACAACGUUAUGAAAAUGCUGUUCAUUCAAGUGGACUUGUAUUAGAUGCAAUCAGAUUGACUAAUCAAGAUGCGACAUUCUGCAAAUUUGAAGUUGAAAAAAGUGGAAAAAUGAAAUCUUUCAUUAUCAUAACUUUGGCAUUUCUCUCAACUGCUUCAGCUCGUAUUUAUAGCGGGCCAUGUCGAUUGGACGAAAUGUCAGCUCGAGUGAAGACAAACUUCCAAGUUUCACCUUUCAUGGGUGUUUGGUACCAAAUCGGACGAUAUGAUACACAAACCAAUUAUGUUUGCGUCACGUCUCGCUAUUCAUUGAACAAUGAUGGCUCGAUUCAUAUGAGUAGUACCGGAUUCACUUCAGGAGGUACAUUUAGACAAUCCACUGGACAAGCACAAUUAACUAACCCAAACGAAAAUCCAUUAACUGGAAAACUUGAUGUUACUGGAUUUGGAUCAGGAAGUGAGUUUUAA